Rotaria sp. Silwood2 is the source of this 795-nucleotide messenger RNA. The record is from the annotation of a GenBank genome assembly. NCBI's taxonomy places the organism in Eukaryota, Metazoa, Rotifera, Eurotatoria, Philodinida, Philodinidae.
AUGAAUAAUAUUCAAUUUACAAAUAUAUCAGACGUACGAAUAGUUGAUUCAAUCACUGAAACAGUUCCAAAAAUGUUCUCAAUUCAAUCGAAAUAUAUUUCGACGACAUGGUGUAAUAUUAAUGGUUGUUUACGAGUUUUAGGUAAAAUUAUAUUUUCAGUUGGCUGUCCAUUAGCAUGUCAAUUAAGGAAAAUGAAUAAAAUCAAAACAGUAAAUUUAAUUCAACCAUUAAUAAAGAUGAAUCUUAAUUCAACAUUGAAUAUAAAUUACAUCAUUGAAUUCGAUGCAUUUACUAUUGGUCUUUUGUUUUUUGUUGCAGUUGUUUCAGAAGAUAAAGAGGGUGGUGAUCAAGUUAAAGUAUUCUUGUUAUAUAGUCUGAUGGAAAAUCGUGGUAGAACUUUAUCAUCAUUAUUUAGUACUGCAGUUGAUAAUUUAAGUUUAAAUAAUAUAACUCGUUUAGUAGAUAAUAGUAUCAUUGAAUCUCAUAUGGAUAUUUAUAAAUUUAAUGUUGUUGAAGCUGUAGUAAUAAUGGAAUCAUCAAUAUUAAAUGUUACUGUUUUAUUCACGUUUAUUAAAAAAUGUACGAUUGAUUGUCAAGAAAUACAAUUUAAUAAAUUAAAAAAUACAAAGUCGACUAUUCUUAAUCCAAUUAUUAUUGUUUAUGAUAGAAAAAUUCAUUUUCAUAAUGUUACAUUGAUUGGCAAGUUUCAUUUUUCUUUAAUACAUCUCUACUUAGACUAUACCAAUAGUAGUGAUAUGGUAGGUCGUUCAUCACGAAAACAAAGUGUAGUAUAG